This is a messenger RNA of Hibiscus syriacus, 1065 nucleotides long. Its product is annotated as UPF0301 protein ABAYE3454-like. Lineage: Eukaryota; Viridiplantae; Streptophyta; Magnoliopsida; Malvales; Malvaceae. The record is from RefSeq and is a predicted model, not a curated record. The coding region runs from base 26 to 913 and encodes 295 amino acids. The transcript is spliced from 2 exons.
AACUCUGCAAACAAGUUGCAGAAACAUGGAAGCUUGCUUUCUCUCAUCAAAUUCCUUCACUAAAAGCCUUGAGAUUGUGCCCUCAAUCAAGCCUACAUCUCUCAUCUUCCCUAGGAAAAACUCCCACUCUAGGAAACUUACUUUCCCAUCUUCUAUAACAUGCUGCCAUCUUGGUUCAUCUUCACCGAUGGAUGACAACAACAACAAACCAACCCUUGAUUCUGAUUGGCGCUCAUUCAGAGCAAAACUAGUUGCUAUAGAGAAAGCAUCAAAGCCUGAGGACUCUUCAUCAUGGACGGAUCCUGAUACAGUUGUCGAUCAUCCUCCAUCAGUUUCAGUUAGUGACAAAUGGGUCCACACCAUCCAUGAGCCCGAAAAGGGCUGUCUACUCAUUGCGACCGAGAAGCUCGACGGAGUCCAUAUUUUCGAACGAACAGUGAUCCUACUCUUGUCAACAGGGCCCAUAGGCCCAUCCGGGAUCAUCCUGAAUCGACCAUCCCUCAUGUCCAUCAAGGAAAUGAGAUCACCGAUCAUGGACAAUGGGGGAACAUUUUCGGACAGGCAGUUGUUUUUCGGUGGGCCGUUGGAAGAGGGGUUGUUUUUGGUGAGUCCGAGAAAGGAUGAUAAUGGCACGGGGAAGAGCGGAGUUUUCGAAGAAGUGAUGGAAGGGCUGUAUUAUGGGACAAAAGAGAGCGUGGGGUGUGCGGCUGAGAUGGUGAAGAGAAAUGUGAUAGGGGCAGGGGAGUUGAGGUUCUUUGAUGGGUAUUGUGGGUGGGAGAAAGAGCAGUUGAAUGAAGAGAUUAGGGCUGGUUAUUGGACAAUUGCAGCCUGUAGUCCUAAUGUAAUUGACCUUGGAAGUGUUGGGCUUUGGGAUGAAAUUAUUGGGCUGUUGGGCCCUAGAAAGGUUUGGUAAAGGGGCAUCAUGUCGGAUCGAUUUUAGGAAAACCAACCCGAAUAAUCGAUCCGAUGUAAAUUAAAAUACUAUUUGAAUCCGAAUUCAUAAAAUGUAACUUUAAAAUCUACAAAUAUUUGAAGCCAUGCUCAUGAAUAGGCCAAGUUCCAUCA